Westerdykella ornata is the source of this 884-nucleotide messenger RNA. RefSeq lists its product as uncharacterized. The transcript is spliced from 3 exons. The record is from RefSeq and is a predicted model, not a curated record. Bases 228 to 677 code for a protein of 149 amino acids. Lineage: Eukaryota; Fungi; Ascomycota; Dothideomycetes; Pleosporales; Sporormiaceae.
UCAACAAGCUUCCCUAGGUACCGAGUAGAGACCUGCGCACAUCCCAGCUCCGGAUCCGGCUCCCGCGCGCAUCAGGGCAUGGGGAAUCCGUGAAACGGCGGCUGCGGGGACACGCCUACGGGAGGCCGUUGCGGACGGUAUUGGCCAGCCUCUAGUGUUCCAUUUCUCCUCGCCCUUCGUUUUCGUUCCAUCGCUUUACCACUCUGCCACUGCCGAAUCAAAGUUCCAUGGUCGUGUCUCUGCCCAUCUGCUGUGCUCAACGGUCAACGAGACAGCUCCAUGUCUUGCUGGAGCUGUUUCCGAACCGCCCAGCUGAGCAUGGAAAGGCGUGCAGCCAUGGUGGUGCAAAUGCAGCUUGCACGCCCCGAGAUGCCUGGGAUGAAAGCCUGGUAUCCUGGACUCAUAGAACCCACAUCACAAAGCUUUUCGCCGGUCUCACUCCCUCUCCGGUCCUUCUUCUGUCUCUCUUUGCCCUCCGUCGCUCGCUGCUACAUAUUACCUAUACAAUCGCUUCCGGAUCUCAAUUGCAUGGUUUAUCUACCGCCAAUCUCGCCCGCCUGAAACAAAUCUUCAACAUACUUCAUCCGAAUCUACGAUUCUGUCACCGCCAAACUCCUUUGCCACGUGAAUUUACCGUUGCUCGCCUGCGCGGAUCCCUCGACCAAGCCAAGUUAUAGCAUAUCGACAUAAUAUACUAUCGGCGUUGUCAAUUCAUCUCGUACCUCACGCCUUCGGUCCUGGGCGUGUCGUUGGCACCGCAUUCUGGUCUUCAGCAAGCAUUUAUACGUCCUUCCCUUCGGACCGCGCUACUCUCCCCCGGCUCCGGGGACCUCCUCCUUUUAUGGCUCUACCACUGUCCCUAUAGGAUCACGUCUCGUUUGGGG